AUGAAUGAAAAUCUAUUCACCUCUUUUACUACCCUGACAAUUCUAGGUCUACCUGCAGUAGUAUUAAUCAUUUUAUUUCCCACCAUACUAUUUCCAACCUCCAUUCGUCUAAUUAGAAACCGACUGAUUUCCAUUCAACAAAGAUUAGUUCAACUUGUACUAAAACAAAUAAUAAUUACCCAUAAUAUUAAAGGACGAACCUGAUCCCUUAUACUGAUCUCCCUAAUACUCUUCAUUGCCUCAACCAAUCUCCUCAGGCUUCUACCCCAUUCAUACACACCAAAUAUCCAAUUAUCAGUAAAUCUAGGUAUAGCAAUCCCCUUAAGAGCAGGCAGAGUAAUUACAGGCUUCUGCUUUAAAACAAAAGUCUCCUUAGCUCACUUUUUACCACAAGGCACACCUAGGCCACUUAUCCCUAUACUAGUGAUCAUUGAAACUAUUAGCCAAUUCAUUCAACAAAUGGCAUUAGCUGUGCGAUUAACAGCCAAAAUUACAGCCGGACACCUACUAAUACAUUUAAUCGGAGGAGCCACACUAGCACUAUCAACUAUUAGUCUUCCCACAGCUUCAAUCACUCUCAUUAUUCUAAUCCUACUGACCAUUCUCGAAUUUGCCAUAGCCCUUAUUCAGGUUUAUGUCUUUACACUGCUAGUAAGCCUUUAUCUAUAUGAUAACACAUAAUGACCCACCAAACACAUGCCUACCAUAUAGUCAAACCCAGCCCCUGACCACUGACAGGAGCUCUCUCAGCUCUCCUAAUGACACCUGGCCUGCCCAUGUGAUU
Messenger RNA from Symphalangus syndactylus (siamang), 784 nucleotides. RefSeq names its product ATP synthase subunit a-like. Gene Ontology annotation, biological process: proton motive force-driven ATP synthesis. Lineage: Eukaryota; Metazoa; Chordata; Mammalia; Primates; Hylobatidae. Gene Ontology annotation, cellular component: proton-transporting ATP synthase complex. Gene Ontology annotation, molecular function: proton-transporting ATP synthase activity, rotational mechanism. The record is from RefSeq and is a predicted model, not a curated record.